CUCAUUUCUUACUAGCUGGAGGUGGUCCUGAAGAGGUGAAGGCAGCGAACUGAAGCAAUCAUUUCAUCUACAGAUGACAUGCACCUUACAUGGUCCUUAAAGGGAAGAGUGACCUAUUUCUUGCCCCGGCUGCUCUUGCGACCAAUAGGGCAAAAUGGCACGGGAUAUGUCUGAUAAGGAUAUCCUGAAAAUGGAGCUUGAUCAGCUUCAGAAGGAAGUGAAGAACACUAGAGAGCCAGUCUCCAAAACGGCAAAGGAGAUUUGUGAGUGGGUGGAGGGCCAAUCUGCAGAAGAUCCCCUCAUAAAGGGAGUUCCUGAGGACAAAAACCCCUUUAAGGAGAAGGGUGGAUGCAUUAUAACUUAGCAUCCAACCAAUAACUUAUGUGAUUUCUUGUGGAAACAGUAGAUGAUGACUUUAUUUCCCCAUUUGCUAUAUAAUGACUGAUAAUUAGCAAUGUGGUUUUUGCAACUUGUAAAUGAGUAUUCAUCAGUAAGCUUUCGGAUUGUGAUGGGCUGCCCUUACUUUAAAAUACGAAGCUGUUUGACUGUCUGUUUAAUUUUUUCCAUAAAUCAAGAAUUCAAAGAUUUAAUGAUAUUUUCUGAAAAUAAAGAAACUAAUGUUCAAUACUUGUGUAAAUAAGCCAGGUCAGCAUUCAAUUUAGCAUGGAAAUAAUUAAUGAUAUGUAUAAAAAUUAGAUAUG
Messenger RNA from Xyrauchen texanus (razorback sucker), 701 nucleotides. RefSeq names its product guanine nucleotide binding protein (G protein), gamma transducing activity polypeptide 2a (gene gngt2a). Gene Ontology annotation, molecular function: G-protein beta-subunit binding. Gene Ontology annotation, biological process: G protein-coupled receptor signaling pathway. Bases 155 to 364 code for a protein of 69 amino acids. Lineage: Eukaryota; Metazoa; Chordata; Actinopteri; Cypriniformes; Catostomidae. Gene Ontology annotation, cellular component: heterotrimeric G-protein complex. The record is from RefSeq and is a predicted model, not a curated record. The transcript is spliced from 3 exons.